Cryptosporidium muris RN66 is the source of this 510-nucleotide messenger RNA. Its product is annotated as peptidyl-prolyl cis-trans isomerase, cyclophilin-type family protein. Gene Ontology annotation, cellular component: catalytic step 2 spliceosome. NCBI's taxonomy places the organism in Eukaryota, Apicomplexa, Conoidasida, Eucoccidiorida, Cryptosporidiidae. The coding region runs from base 1 to 510 and encodes 169 amino acids. The record is from RefSeq and is a predicted model, not a curated record. The transcript has a single exon. Gene Ontology annotation, biological process: protein peptidyl-prolyl isomerization. Gene Ontology annotation, molecular function: peptidyl-prolyl cis-trans isomerase activity.
AUGUCAGUGCGCAUUAUUACAAAUUUAGGAGAUUUAAAAUUUGAAUUAUAUUGUUCACAAUGCCCAAAAACAUGUAAAAAUUUUUUAGCAUUAUGUGCUAGUGAAUAUUAUAAUAAUACGAUAUUUCACAAAAAUAUAAAAGGGUUUGCUAUUCAAGGAGGAGAUCCUACAGGGAGUGGAAAAGGUGGUGAAAGUAUAUAUGGUAAGUAUUUUGAAGAUGAAUUUGAUUCUAAUUUAAAACAUGAUAGACGAGGUAUCCUCUCAAUGGCUAGUAAGGGAUUUAGUAAGAAACCAAACACUAAUGGAUCUCAAUUUUUUAUAACAUAUUCGAAACAACCACAUUUAAACGGUGAAUUUGUUGUAUUUGGAAGACUUAUUGAUGGUUUUGAUACUUUAGAUAAAAUAGAAAGAUGUGCAGUAGACGACAAAUUUAAGCCUAUUGAAGAUAUCAUUAUAAAAGAUAUUAUUAUCCAUGCAAAUCCUAUAGCUGAAGCAGAAAUAAUAGAUUAG